AUGUGUAGAGGCGUGAAUGAAGAAGAGAGCCGAUCAAGCGACGGAGGAGGUUGCCGGAGUCUUUGCACGAGACCGACUGUUCCGGUUAGGUGUGAGCUCUGCGGCGGCGACGCCUCCGUGUUUUGCGAGGCCGACUCGGCUUUUCUUUGUAGAAAAUGCGACCGGUGGGUUCACGGUGCAAAUUUUCUUGCAUGGAGACACGUGCGGCGCGUGCUCUGCACCUCAUGCCAGAAACUCACGCGCCGGUGCUUAGUCGGAGAAGAUUUUCACGUUUUUUUACCGGCGACGGCGGAGGAGAAUAGAACGAUAGAAAAUGAGCAAGAUAGUAGCAAUCAGAAGGUUCCGUUUGUGUUUCUCUGA
This is a messenger RNA of Arabis nemorensis, 360 nucleotides long. Lineage: Eukaryota; Viridiplantae; Streptophyta; Magnoliopsida; Brassicales; Brassicaceae. The record is from the annotation of a GenBank genome assembly.